AUGUCUCCAGCAGGAGCCAAUCCUGGGUCUGGGGACACCACGAUCUACGCUGAGCAGCAGCAGCAACAGCAGCAGCAACAACAACAGCAGCAUCAUCAACAGCACCUUCACCAGCAACAGCAACAGCAGCAUCACCACCCACAUCAACAACACGCGCACCAGCUGUCACACCAACAACAUCAUCCACAACAAUCUCCCGGACUACCCGGCAGCAUGUUCUCCCAGCAGCUGUAG
Molecule: messenger RNA, 234 nt
Organism: Sporothrix schenckii 1099-18
Lineage: Eukaryota; Fungi; Ascomycota; Sordariomycetes; Ophiostomatales; Ophiostomataceae
Exons: 1
Coding region: 1-234 (77 amino acids)
Source: RefSeq, a predicted model, not a curated record